AUGCAGGCCGGUUUGAGAUUAGGCACGGGAACAGGCACCAGCAGUGUUCUCUAUGUGGAUGAGUGUAAGGAGUAUAGUACCCGUGGUUGUGGUCCAGUCGGCAUCUGCACAAACCUCCCCGGUGGCUUCUACUGUGACUGUGUAGCAGGGUUCAAGAAAAGCAAGCUGCCGCAAUACAAGGAUGACACUGGAUACUGUGAAGAUGUGGAUGAGUGUGUGGAAAGUCCUCCUGAUUGUGGUCCAUUCGGCACCUGCCAAAACACAUUUGGUGGCUUCAGCUGCUGCCCACCAGGAUUUAGUAACCAUGGCAACAUCACAAGACCUUGUACAGUAUCCAGUCUCCUGGGCAAUUUGCUAGACUCUCCCCCAGACAGUCUGGCUUGCAAGGGAGAUGCUGUGCUUCAGUCCACUGAGGACCUUGUGUCCACACUGGCCAAACCCACAGCCACCAUAUCCACUGUGGAGAUCCUGAGCAUUGGACCGAGCACGUCCCUGACUGGAGUCUCUCAACUGAUGACCUCUAUUGUUAGUGUUGACAUCGACCUCCUGGGAAUCGCUCACAACAACUACGGAUCAGUGUCCGUGGUGGUCAUCGUCUACAGCAAGAUGCAUGAAAUCCUCAACGCGAGCUUCUUCAAGAUACAACACAGUAGAGCCACAGUUGCCAUGUUGUCCAACGUGAUCUCCAUCACCUUACCAAAUGCGCAUAAUAAAAUGCUUCCACAGUCGGUCAACAUCAGCAUGCAACACCUCAAGUCUGUGGGUCUCCAGGACAAACGGUGGUGCGUGUACUGGAAAGUCUCUUCCUGGAUUCAAGAUGGCUGCUAUGUCAGUGCGACCAACUCCAGCCACACAAUCUGCUCAUGUGAUCACCUCUCCACCUUCGCCCUCAUCAUGUCUGUCGAUGACAACUUAGAGAGUGACCCUGUGAUGAGCAUUCUGAACACCGUCUUGGUGCUGAUUGGCCUGCUGUUCCUGACCUUGGCGGUGAUGACCUUUGCCCUCUGUCGAUGGAACCCCAGGGUGUCCAACGUGGCUCGCCUGAACCUGUGUGUGUGUCUGCUGCUGGCUCACACCCUUUUCCUGCUCACACAGAGUUUCCUCCGACGAAUCAAAGUGCACCAGGCUCUGUGUAAGACCCUGGCUGGAGUCCUGCACUACCUCUUCCUCUCUUCAUUCGUCUGGAUGUUCAUAGAGGCUGUGAUGCUCCUCCUGUCUGUACGGAAGCUCAGGCAGGUCAAACCUAGCGAGAGGGCGUGGCUACAGUGGAAGGUCUCCCUCCCGAUUGGUUACGGGAUCCCGCUUGUCAUCGUGGGUGUGUCUGCUGGAGUGAACCCUGAGGGAUACGGCAGUGAGAAAUGCUGGUUAGUGGAGGGCUUCACAUGGAGUUUCCUUGGCCCUGUUUGUUUCCUCCUUGUUGUCAACACCAUCCUCUUCCUCACAAUAAUCGCCAUCAUCCAGUCUACUCUGAAAGAGGCACGCAGCGACGUCUCAAAGGUCAAAUACACCAGGGUUCUGCUGUUCAAACUCACAGUCCAGUUCCUCAUCCUGGGUUGCCCCUGGUUACUGGGCAUGGGGGCAUCCACAAGUCGGGUUCUAGAGGUUCUCUUCCUGUUCCUCACCUCCCAGCAAGGAACCGCCAUCUUCCUCAUCCACUGCCUCCUCAACACAGAGGUGCGGUGUCAGUACAGGAAGUGGUGGCAGAGGUUCAGUCCGUCCAGCAAGCAGCCAGAGUCAGGAACUGGGACAGGGACAGGACCUGGAACUGGCUCCAUUAGUCUGACCCAGCAGCCAAGCAGGGACACUUAAACACAUGCAUGCACGCACGCAUACCUGCAGAGUGUGUACGCAUACUUGCGAAUAUAUUGCCUUUUUUAGCCUAAUUGUGAGAAGCCAAAAAUGUGUGUAAUGCUUUUUGUUUUUAUCUUAGGGUACUUUCACAUAUAAUCCCUUUUAAGUGAGCCAAAAUCAGUGCUCUGUCCAACAGAAAAAAAUGACUCAGUUCCAUCUGUCUUCAUAUUGUGAGUGUAUUACAAAAAGGA
Molecule: messenger RNA, 2042 nt
Organism: Engraulis encrasicolus (European anchovy)
Lineage: Eukaryota; Metazoa; Chordata; Actinopteri; Clupeiformes; Engraulidae
Product: adhesion G protein-coupled receptor E3-like
Exons: 13
Coding region: 1-1809 (602 amino acids)
Biological process (GO): adenylate cyclase-activating G protein-coupled receptor signaling pathway; cell surface receptor signaling pathway
Cellular component (GO): plasma membrane
Molecular function (GO): G protein-coupled receptor activity; calcium ion binding
Source: RefSeq, a predicted model, not a curated record